Messenger RNA from Colletotrichum graminicola M1.001, 2673 nucleotides. RefSeq lists its product as uncharacterized. The transcript has a single exon. The record is from RefSeq and is a predicted model, not a curated record. Gene Ontology annotation, cellular component: membrane; cytoplasm. The coding region runs from base 1 to 2673 and encodes 890 amino acids. Gene Ontology annotation, biological process: protein folding in endoplasmic reticulum. Lineage: Eukaryota; Fungi; Ascomycota; Sordariomycetes; Glomerellales; Glomerellaceae.
AUGACGCGGAUUUGUCGUCGCCGUUAUCCUUCCAGACGCCUACCGAUCCUCUUGUUGGCACUGGUCGUUCAUUGUGCCCAAGUAUUGUGCCAAGCGUCGAAUAUCCUUGAUGGCCAGGCGUCCGUCUGCGAAUUCAAGACUAUCAACUACAUUACCCAUACACUACCGCAACAGUGUUUAAAAACAAGCUGGCCGGGCCAGAAGGGACCUAAUGAAAGUGUACAUCCCAAUAUCGAUGAUCCGCGGGCCUCACCUGACGACUCUACAAAUCCCUUUGGUGGUCACCACAAUGCGCCUGGACCAAGCCCUUCAACAACCGGUCUCUCCACAGAUGCGACGGACGACAAUGACCCCACACCGAGACCGUUCAUGUCAUUUGAGGACUGGAAAGAAAUGAUGUUGCGCAAGGCCGGACAAGACCCCUCGGAUCUCAAGUCUCGAAAGUCACUAGAUCGUACGAUCGAAGCCGAAAGGGUCGCAAGGAGCUCAGGUCUAGACAGUAUUGGGGAUGAUGGAGAGAUUGAUCUGAACUUCGACGUCGUGUCAGAAAAAAUCAGCAACAUCGCAUCUGCUCCCCAGGCAACGCCGACAGAAAUUGCAGCGUCCGAGCUACAGCAAGAACCAGUGCUCUAUGACGACGGUCGGACUCAAUACUACCGAAGCAAGGAUGCAGGAAAGACCUGCAAAGAAAGGUUCUCUUAUUCCUCCUUCGACGCUGGCGCGACAGUGCUGAAAACCAACAAAGGGGCAAAGAAUGCAAAAGCCAUACUCGUUGAGAACAAGGACUCGUAUAUGCUGCUGGAGUGCUCAGCCGAGAACAAAUUUGUCAUUGUUGAGCUCAGUGACGAUAUUCUGGUUGACACGGUUGUACUGGCCAAUUUCGAAUUCUUUUCAAGCAUGAUACGGCACUUCCGGGUCAGCGUAAGCGACAGGUAUCCUGUCAAAGUCGACAAGUGGAAAGACCUGGGCACCUUUGAGGCGAAGAACUCUCGUGACAUUCAACCUUUCCUUGUUCAGAACCCCUUGAUCUGGGCAAAGUAUGUCAGGAUCGAGUUUCUGACUCACUACGGCAACGAAUUCUACUGCCCGGUCUCCCUUCUUCGUGUCCAUGGCACGCGGAUGUUGGAAUCAUGGAAGGACCAAGAGACGCCUGCUGAGGAUGAAGAUGUGGAUGAGCCAGCGACUGAGGUAAUUGGACCUGCGCAAGAUAACACCAUUGGCGACACUGUUGAAAGGCAAGAUAACACAACGACAUCGCCUCGCGGUGGGGCAGCAAUAGAGGUGGAACCCGCCGUUUCGGUAGAUCCGCUGAUGCCUAUACAUAUAUUCCGUCUUUCCGGGGAUGAAAACGCCACCUGUUUGUCAUCGGCUGCCUCCACCUACAUAUCAAACGGAAGCUCAGCGAGCGCAGGAUCGCUAAGCAAGACGCAGGGCGACUCGGAUCAUGCCACAAUUCAGAUCAGAUCUGGUAUGGAAAGGCUCUUCGACCAGAUUCCCGAGGAAGAGUUUUCUGCCUCGACGACUGAUGGUCGCCACACUGAAGGAAACACAGUGCCGUUACCUGUCACGUCUGGUUCUUCGGCCACAUCUCAAAGUAGCGUUAAUUUGGAUAUGAAGGCUGGGGGGGCGAGUGAGAACUCCAACGGUGGUGCAUCUGCCACAAGAGUACCUUCGCAAGCCACCACACAGGCUCGGAACAAGAACAACUCAACCGCGGCACCGGCAUCUCCCACUGUUCAAGAAAGCUUCUUCAAGGCAGUCAGCAAGCGUCUUCAAUAUCUCGAGUCCAACGUGUCAUUGUCACUCAAGUACAUCGAGGAACAGUCUCGGUCUCUGCAAGCUACUCAACUGUUGGCCGAGAGAAAACAACUGUCCAGGAUAGACCUUUUCCUAGACAGCCUUAAUCAUACUGUGCUUUCAGAACUGCGGACCGUUCGUCAACAGUACGAUCAAAUCUGGCAGUCCACCGUCAUCGCGCUGGAGAGCCAGCGGGAGCAGUCACAAAGGGAGACGGUGGCUCUUAGCUCUCGGCUUAACAUUCUCGCCGACGAGGUUGUAUUUCAGAAGCGAAUGGCAAUUGUACAGGCGAUUCUACUCCUGUCCUGUCUUAUACUUGUCAUAUUCUCUCGAGCCAUGACUCAGCCCAUCCUGACAGGCUCCUUUGACUUGGGACGAUCGCCGAGUCGCAACAACCGGCUGCCUAGUUCUUCCCUAGAUCGUGGCCUUGGAGGUGCGUACAUCCCUCGUUAUGACAAGUUUGGGCGGCCGUUAGACAACGACCAUACUGGUGAAGUCGAACUAUCCGACAGGAAUCCGGAUAUGCAUCGGCCAAUACCAGAAGCAUCGACCCGGCUUCUCACGCCGGCAUCAGAGGCUCGGUACAGCCACCGCCCAGAUACGGCCAUGACACCGGAGCUACUCCCGGUCGAAGAGUUCAUGGAGAGUGACCCCGACAGUAGCUACCGCGAGUCUUCGCCCGAUUCUGAUAUUCGCUCUCCUGCGGACGAGACAUUUGAAGUGAAUAACUCCGGGCAGACUGAUCAUGAGUACCCAUCGGAGACUCAAGGUCAAACGACAGCGGCCUUGGCAGAUUCUGUUUCUAUGUAUACCCGUGGCUCCCUUUCUUCUACGCUCCGCAAACCACUCCCGGCGUUACCUGAGUAUCCACACUGA